AUGGCUUCUAAUAGGUGGCAUUUUUCUGGCUACAACCUCUGGGUCUGCUUCCUCGUCUCCCUGGGACAGAUCGCAUUCGGCUAUCCAGCAUCAAUCAUUGGCGUGACCCUUGCGCAGCCUCCUUUUCUGGCGUACAUGGGUCUUAUUGAUGCUGCCGGCGAAUACACAGCCAACAGCUCGUCUCUCAUUGGAGCCUGCAGCGGCGUGUUUCAAGCCGGCGCAACCAUCAAUGUCUUCAUUGCGAGCUGGGUCUGUGACAAGUGGGGGAGGAAAGCUGGGCUCAUCUGGUGUGCGAUUCUGUCAUUAUUCGGCGGAGCUCUACUGGUCGGCGCACGCAACAUCAGCAUGUUCAUCGUAGGGCGAAUAUUCGCUGGAGCGGGAUCAUGGGGCUUUCUGUCUGUCACACCUGCAUACUCCGCCGAGCUCGCGCCGCCAGAUCUUCGCGGGCUUAUGGUUGGCUUGAACGGCAUCAACAUAGCGCUCGGAUAUGGGCUGGCCUCAUACAUGGGACUGGCAUUCUUCUACACGAACGAUCCUGUGUCCCAGUGGCGUACUCCUCUAGGCAUCGCACUGAUUUGGCCAUUGAUGAUGAUCGGGAUCUGUUUCUUGGUGCCCGAGAGUCCAAGGUAUCUGCUGAUGCACGGCCGUGUGGACGAGGCAAAAGCGAUCACCUUGAGGCUGCACAAGCUGAAAUCUGAUCCAAAUAACGACUUUGCGGAGGCGGAGUUCUAUCAAAUGGCAGCUCAAGCAGACAUCGAUCGCAAGCUCGACCCAAGCUGGCUGGAGCUGUUUCGGAAGCCUUCGUAUCGCAAGCGCUGCAUGCUUGCAAUGACAUUUGCUUUCAUUGGUCAAAGUAGUGGCGUCUUAGUCUGGAACAACUAUGGUCCAACCAUAUAUGCCAACCUUGGCUACGACACCGAAUACCAACUGAUCUUCCAAUGCGGCUGGAUCAGCGUCGGCGUGGUUUUUAACGCUAUCGGCGCGCUGGUUAUGGACCGCACUGGCCGCAAACCCCUACUUCUCAUCGGAGUCGGAGGAUGCUGCAUCUCACUGAUCCUCGAAGCAGCCAUGUCUGCAUCCUUCGCCGAAACCAACAGCAACAACACAGCCGGUCUUCGUGCGGGCGUGGCAUUUGCGUACCUGUUCCUUGCCUUCUAUUCUGUCGGCAUUGAUGUGGCUGGCGUUGUAUUCUACUCCGAGCUCUUUCCCAACCAUGUUCGCACCAAGGGUAUUGCCCUCAGCAUCGCCACAAUUUCUCUGACGGAUCUGGUCUAUCUUCAGGUGGCACAGCUUGCUUUCGAGACCAUCGGGUGGAAAUACUGGUUGGUGUUCAUCAUUGUCACUUUCCUAGGUUUCUGGUGGACAUGGUAUUUCCUACCUGAGACGAAGGGCAUCCCAUUGGAGGAGAUGGCUGCUUUGUUUGGUGAUAUGGACGACGUGGCUGUCUACUCUAGAGACAUCCACUUCAGGCCAGGUACACACGAGAUGGAGCGGGCGGAGCCUGAUGCAGACAAGGCUAUCACCAAGCAUGAGGAGGGCAGCGACGUGGAGAAGGCGACGAAUGGGCAUGUGGUCGGAUCGUAA
Molecule: messenger RNA, 1584 nt
Organism: Cyphellophora attinorum
Lineage: Eukaryota; Fungi; Ascomycota; Eurotiomycetes; Chaetothyriales; Cyphellophoraceae
Product: putative polyol transporter 6
Exons: 5
Coding region: 1-1584 (527 amino acids)
Biological process (GO): transmembrane transport; carbohydrate transport
Cellular component (GO): membrane
Molecular function (GO): carbohydrate:proton symporter activity
Source: RefSeq, a predicted model, not a curated record